GUGCAGGCAGGCGGAGGACCCCGCGGGCGCACCCGGCCGGGCGAAGGGGCGGCGGCGGCGGCCUCCGAUCUCCCUGCGGGGCCCCGCCCGCCCCGGCAGGAUGGCGGCGUCGGCCCUGUACGCCUGCACCAAGUGCACGCAGCGCUACCCGUUCGAGGAGCUCUCCCAGGGCCAGCAGCUCUGCAAGGAAUGCCGGAUUGCACAUCCUAUCGUCAAAUGUACUUACUGCAGAUCCGAGUUUCAGCAAGAGAGCAAAACGAACACAAUUUGUAAGAAGUGUGCUCAAAAUGUGAAACAAUUUGGCACGCCCAAACCUUGUCAGUACUGUAACAUAAUAGCAGCGUUUAUUGGCACAAAGUGUCAGCGUUGCACAAACUCAGAAAAGAAAUAUGGGCCACCCCAGACGUGUGAGCAGUGCAAGCAACAGUGUGCUUUUGACCGCAAGGAGGAAGGAAGAAGAAAGGUUGAUGGGAAGUUACUCUGCUGGCUUUGUACUUUAUCAUACAAGAGAGUUUUACAGAAGACUAAAGAACAGAGAAAGAGCCUGGGAUCUUCGCACUCAAAUUCCUCUUCAUCCCUUCCUGAGAAAGACCAGCAUCAUUCGAAGCAUCACCACCACCACCACCAUCACCACCACCACCACCGGCACGGCAGCAGCCAUCACAAAAUCAGCAAUCUGAGUCCAGAUCAAGAGCAGGGACUAUGGAAGCAGAGCCAUAAAUCCUCUGCAGCAAUUCAGAAUGAAACUCCAAAGAAAAAGCCCAAAUUGGAAUCUAAGCCAUCAAAUGGAGAUAGUAGCUCUAUCAACCAGUCAGGAGAUAGUGGGGGAACAGACAAUUUCGUCCUCAUCAGUCAGCUGAAGGAAGAGGUAUUGUCUCUGAAGCGCCUCCUGCAGCAGAGAGACCAGACCAUCCUGGAGAAGGACAAGAAGCUAACAGAACUAAAGGCAGACUUCCAGUAUCAGGAGUCAAACUUAAGAACCAAGAUGAACAGCAUGGAAAAAGCUCACAAAGAAACCGUGGAGCAGCUGCAGGCCAAAAACAGAGAACUUCUCAAACAGGUUGCAGCAUUGUCAAAGGGUAAAAAGUUUGACAAAAGUGGAAGCAUUCUCACAUCCCCUUGAGAGUAGCGGUUUUUUUUUUGUUUGUUUGGUUUUUUUUUAGUGUUUCUGCUGGGAAGUGUCCAUUGGGAAAGACUCUUGAGUCCUUAAAUUCUGCAUAGUGGAAAAAUAUUUUUACACACCAAGUGACUUGGCGUGUUUCCUGUUCACUUUUGUAACUACUAUACAGCAUUUUUUUAAGUUGUAAAACAUUCAGAUAAAACUUCAGCUGGUUUGAAGUAACUUUUUAAUUAUUUGAUAUCCAGGAACUAUUUUGCCAGCAAUAGUAUUAAGCAGUUGUCAAAGAGUGCUUGGACAGUGCUCUUUAUCAAGUGCAACAUGCAAUAAAUAAUAAAGGAAACGUGGUUUUAGGAGGGCAGAGAGUAGGGGUUGGACUUUAUCGUUUGUUUCACACUAUGCUGACUUGACAGUUUUCAAUUUAGAAAUAUGAAAUUUUUACAUAAGGGAAAUGGUGAAAACACUUUUGGUAAUUGUGUUUUUACUUUGCAUUAACAUGAAUUAAGAGAAAAUCAUGGUGCUUUUAUUAAAUGAAUUUCAGACUAUACUCUGUAAAUAUGUUUUUAAAACUACACCAUUACAUGAGCUAGUAAAAGUAGUAUUUUCAUUAUUGGUAGAGGAAUUAACGUUAUUGUACAGUAUCUGAGGUAAGGUGUGUCUGUUUUGUAUAAACUACUGUAGAUUUUUACUUACAAGUGCCUCUUUGCCACCUAAUGUUUUUAUUUAUAGGAAUGCUAAUCUUUUGUACAUAGUUUGUUUUAAAGUCAUGUUGAAUAAAUGUUUGUAUAUAAAUGCAUAUGUACAGAAGCCUAUUUCAAAAGGAAAUCAGAGUUGCUAGAAAAGCGUUUUCAAUUGCAUUCAGAACUGAUUGUGCAUAUAUAUAGACUCCGGAUGGCCCUGAGUCCUCACUCUGAUCUGAGCCAUCGGCCAUGGGAGGCGUUGAAUCAUGUCAUAACUCUCCCCAAAGAUUUACGUUUUUAAACCUGGUUUGGUUUGGUUUUUAUCAUAUGGCUUCAUGCUUAUACUUUACAAAUCACAUGUUUUGCUUCAUUUUCCUUUUAUAAGAAAUUUUAAAUUUUGUAGAUUUUUU
Messenger RNA from Suncus etruscus (white-toothed pygmy shrew), 2207 nucleotides. It is a transcript of the gene FAM76B, whose product is annotated as family with sequence similarity 76 member B. Bases 101 to 1123 code for a protein of 340 amino acids. The transcript has 10 exons. The record is from RefSeq and is a predicted model, not a curated record. NCBI's taxonomy places the organism in Eukaryota, Metazoa, Chordata, Mammalia, Eulipotyphla, Soricidae.